CGGCCUCCCGUUGGUUGGUUGCUAUGGCGACGGCGGGGACUUACCUGUUGUCCUGAGCGGCCAGGUUGUCCCUCCUUGAAGUGGCCCUCCUCGAAGGGGGCAACUGGAGGGCUCUGAGUUCGGAUCCUGCUGCCCUACUCUUCCCUCGAGAUGUGGGGGAAGGCUGUUGGACUCCCAGGAAAGAGGGGCUGACGACCCUCCUCAUUCCCCUCUUACAACAUUUAAAAAGGAGUACUAACCCAUAGUCUGCAUAGGGCUUUUUCAAAGGGGGUGGUGUGUGUGUGCAAUCCUUUUUUGGGGGGGACUUAAGUGCUUUCCCCCCCCACCCCACAUUGCUAGCCUAGAAAUUUUCUCUGCUUUUCCCAGUUUUAAGACGAGCCCUUCCACUGCCUUCCUUACCACCAGACCUUCCUAUUUGGGGAGGAUUGGGUGUGUGUGUGUGUUGGGGGGCAUCUUUUCAUUUCAAAAGGUUUUUGAAGAAACGUGCCAGCCAUGUGGAUGGCACCGAUUGGAUUUGGAUGGUGCAGCUGUUCCCACUAGCUUUCCGCAGCUGGGCAUGUUUGUGCUGUGUUGGGAAGGGGUGGCUCUCCAUAAAAGGAUCCAAAAGGUUAUUUUGGGGGGUACAGCAAUCGACUUCCUUUCACAGUGCUUGCCCUUGAUUGCAACCAUUGCAUAGUUUUUGGUGCACCGAGCCGGUGGGUGUUCUUGGUUUUUGGAUAUUCAUUGGUCCCCAAACGUGGUGGCAUUGGUAUUCUUCAGAAUCAUGUCAGACACAACCCUCAAGGCGUCUGAAGCCUCCGGACCUCGGGCUGUCGUUACAGAUCAAGCUGCUUCUGGUCCUGUUGUUGAAGGCCCCACCGAUUCCUCUUUUGGUGAGCACAAUCUUAGCUUCACCACCACAGACCUCAGCCUGGUGGAGAUGACAGAAAUAGAAUACACACAGCUUCAGCAUAUACUCUAUUCCCAUAUGGAGGCCCAAACAAAUGAAAACGAAGUGGAAAGUAGGUUAAACUUGAAUUGCUUCUCAACCAACAAUGCUGCAAAUCAGUCCCAUUACUUGUCGACAUCUACUAGCAGUCAAGGUGGCUUCUCAUCAAACAGCUCUGGAAACCAGUCUCUCUACCCCAUUAUCUGCCAGUCUGGCUUGACUUCUGACAGCAGUUUCACGGGGCCUAAUCAAUGUCUAGGACAUAUUGACUUUCAAGAGCUAAGGAUGAUGUUGCUUAGUGAGUCUAGCCUACCACCAGGCCAAGCUGAAAAAGCACCUAAUGGGAACUCCUCCAUAGAUAUCAACGGGCAAAAUUUAGUAAAAUUAAAAUAUAGUGAAACCUCGGGCGGCAUAAAUAAAGAAAAUGUAGUUGCAGAAACUUUAGCAGCAGUUCCUGAAUCCAGAACCAAAUCUGCAGUCCGUGUUCGGUUAGAAGACAGAUUCAACAGUCUCCAGACUGAAAUUCCCAGGUGCCAGGAAACUCAAGAAACUGGAGUAGCCCUUAACAAUUUAGUAACCCUCAUUCGCCAUCCUUCAGAAGCGAUGGGUGUUCCUCUCCACCAGCAGCAGAACAAAUGUACUGCUUUAGUGAAAAAUAGGACCGCAGCUACUGCCACCACCGCAUUGCAAUUCACAUGUCCAGUCUUCACGCCAAACACUGCUUCUCCUGCAACUGGAAACACCAAUGCUGCACAAGCGCAGAGCUCUGGAGCCAGUGUUGUAGAAACAGUCAAACAUCAAGAUCUUGCAUUGCCUCGAGCUUUUUCUGUAUGUUACCAGCAAGAAAUUGAAACUAGCAAACAAACAGUUGGUGCCAGAAAUAAAGCUGUACCUGAGCAUGUUUGGAUUAAAUUGGGAGGAGAGGCUUUAUGUAAGCAGUCGAUAAACAGAAGAAGCCGUAGCCGUAUCCAUCCUUUGGAUACCAACAUACAGCGCAGGCCUCUUGGUGACAUUCAGAAUGUAUGUGAGAAUCAAAAUGCAGCUCCAGCUCAGAGUUCAUGGCAAUCAGUCCAGCCAGCCCAAAAUACCCACAAUGGAAGCCAAGGCAGCGUCUCCCAACGCCGGGAGAGGCACAACCGGAUGGAAAGAGACAGAAGGCGCAGAAUCAGGAUUUGCUGUGAUGAAUUAAAUCUUCUAGUUCCAUUCUGCACUUCAGACACUGACAAGGCAACAACCUUGCAAUGGACAACAGCAUUUCUAAAAUAUAUUCAAGAGCGACAUGGAGAUUCUCUGAAAAAGGAAUUUGAAACUGUAUUCUGUGGUAAAACAGGCAGAAGGCUAAAAUUAACAAGAUCAGAUCCCAUAGCAACCUGUGCAGCCCAGGAGAUCACACAGAAUAGUACAUCUACGGACAUGAAAUAACACGAUCCUCAUAUUCAAGAGCUGGUGAAAAAUGAUCCAGGAUGUCUGAAGCUAAAUUCACCCACUGGACUUUUCUUAUAAUAUGGUUGACAAUAUUUAUAUAUAUAAACACUGACAAGUUUAUUCAAAACAAGGAAAAAAGAACAAAACCAACAAUGUUAAUUUAGUAGAGCUUUUCAUCUGAGGCAGGACAAAAAUAUUGUUCAAGACUACUAAAUGCUACUCUCCAUCCCAUUUCUAUUUUUGAUUUUGUUUUAUGAAAUAUAUAUAAUAAUUAAAAUGCUACAUGUGUAGCAACCUGUUCUUUCCCCUCUUAAGCGUGCUCAUAUUUAUAUAAAUUAAUAGAUGUGCCAUGAGAAACCAGUUUUGCUAUUGGAAGAAGAAAUGUAAGUAAUUUAUGAACUAUAUAAAAAUGGUAAUUGUAUAUAGUAACUCAGAUCUUUCCUUUUUCAAAGUUCAUACCCCGUAAAACUAAAAUCUAUAGAAAAAGCUGUUCACUAUGCGUUACAAACACACUACUAUUUUAAAUAUGUUUUGCACUUUCUCUAAGAACUUCUCAUUCAGGAUAAAGAAAAAGAUUAUAUUUUGCACAAACAUCCAUUUCAAUGGAUAGAAGAAAUGCAACUGUAAGUUCUGAUGAAAAUCUCAUCGACUUCUCUGGUGUUUUAUGUGACAAUUCUCAUUCUUUUAGUGCAAAAGUGAUAUUUUGUAAAAAUACAUGAAUUUUAAGUGCACAUAUUUUUUUUUCCUUUCAUUUUUUAAAAGGUAACUUAACUACUAGCUAUAUUUGUUAGGAAAGCUGAUGUAUUUAGCAUAUUUAAUUGACAGUGGCUUUAUCAGAACAGAUAAUGCUAAUAGGUAUUCUUAUACAGAACUUAUCACAAAAUAAAUACUGUUUAAAUCACGGA
Messenger RNA from Pantherophis guttatus, 3258 nucleotides. It is a transcript of the gene TCFL5, whose product is annotated as transcription factor like 5. Gene Ontology annotation, biological process: spermatogenesis; regulation of DNA-templated transcription. Gene Ontology annotation, molecular function: DNA-binding transcription factor activity, RNA polymerase II-specific; protein dimerization activity; RNA polymerase II cis-regulatory region sequence-specific DNA binding. The record is from RefSeq and is a predicted model, not a curated record. Gene Ontology annotation, cellular component: nucleus. NCBI's taxonomy places the organism in Eukaryota, Metazoa, Chordata, Lepidosauria, Squamata, Colubridae.